CCUUAAUCUGCUGCUGUGCAGUUCAGAGAGCAAUAUCAGGUCCCUGACGCUUGCAAAGCCUCACUGAUUAAGCACUGCCUCUUCAGUGCUUGGGAAGUCACAGAGCCACAGGCACGAUGAAACCAAGGUUCAACAUUUGGCUGCUGCCUCUCCUGCCUUUCCUUUUUUCAACUUGCAGCACAUAUGAUGUUCCUGUGACCCGUGAUAACUGCUGCAUCUUGGAUGAUCGAUUUGGUAGCUUUUGCCCCACCACAUGUGGCAUUGCAGAUUUCUUGAAUACAUAUCAGCCUACAGUGGAUCGAGAUCUUCGGAUACUUGAACAAAUCCUGGAGCAGAUCUCUAACUCUUCAGUUUUAACGGACCAACUGAUAGCUCAGAUUCGUCAGGUGUACAUCGGAUCCCCUCAAACUCAGCCAAAUGUGAUUCCAGGUUAUACUCAAAAGUCCAGAGAAAUCAUUGAUGAAAUCAUCAGAUAUGAAAACAUCGUUGUGGCCCAUGAAAAUACAAUACAGCAACUGACAGACUUGCUGAUUUCGAACAAUAACAAUAUUCAGCAUUUGAAGCAGAAGACUGCUCAGCUCGAGGCACAAUGCCAACAGCCGUGCAAAGACACUGUCCAGAUACAAGAAUUAACUGGAAGAGAUUGUCAAGACAUUGCAAAUAAAGGUGCCAGGCAGAGUGGUCUCUACUUCAUCAAACCUCUCAAAGCCAAGGAGCAGUUCCUGGUCUAUUGUGAAAUUGAUACACUAGGAAACGGGUGGACAGUUUUCCAGAGGAGGCUUGAUGGGAGUGAAGAUUUUAAUAAAAACUGGAUUCAGUACAAAGAAGGCUUUGGGCACCUGUCACCAAACGACCAGACAGAAUUCUGGCUGGGAAAUGAGAAGAUUCAUCUGAUAACCACUCAGUCGGCUGUUCCAUAUGCCUUGCGGAUAGAGCUGGAGGACUGGAGUGGCCAAAGAAGCUAUGCAGAUUACGCCCACUUCAAAGUGGGAACUGAAGCAGACAAGUAUCGCCUGACUUACGCCUUCUUUUCUGGCGGUGAGGCUGGUGAUGCCUUUGAAGGCUUUGAUUUUGGAGAUGAUCCAAGUGACAAAUUCUUCACAUCCCACAACGGGAUGCAGUUCAGCACAGCUGACAACGACAACGAUAAAUUUGAUGGCAAUUGUGCUGAACAGGACGGAUCUGGGUGGUGGAUGAACAGAUGUCAUGCUGCUCACCUCAAUGGCAAAUAUUAUAAAGGUGGUUCUUACACAGAGAAAGAUGCUGGACCGAGUGGUUAUGACAAUGGCAUCAUUUGGGCAACCUGGCGAAGUCGGUGGUAUUCUAUGAAGAAAACAGUGAUGAAGAUCAUUCCAUUCUCCAGGCUUUCAGUAGUAACAGGAGGGCAAGCCGGAGGAAUAAAAGAGGUUGGAGAUGUUUAAAAGAACAUUUUUAACAAAGAUUCAACUGGUCAAGUUCACAAACUUUUAUAAAAUGCUACUCUGAAGUUCACAAAGCAUCCAAAAUGUAGCAUCUGGAACUAGAAGCAAAUCAUUUAAUGUUCAUUUCCCACCUUCCAAUAAAAGACAUUCAUUGCUCACAUUUUCUGCUGCAUAUUCACAGUUGCACAAUUUUGCACAAGGUUGUUGUGGAAAACUGAAUAGCUCACAAGUUUAAAAGCCUGAAUCCUGAAGUUCUCCAGAUUGUGUCUGUAUGCAACAAUGGUAUAGCAAAAUCCACAUGCAAGAAAAUAUCCUUCAACAUAGGCAAAAACUGUUCUAGAUUAGAA
Messenger RNA from Zootoca vivipara (common lizard), 1768 nucleotides. RefSeq names its product fibrinogen gamma chain (gene FGG). Gene Ontology annotation, molecular function: extracellular matrix structural constituent; signaling receptor binding; protein-macromolecule adaptor activity. Lineage: Eukaryota; Metazoa; Chordata; Lepidosauria; Squamata; Lacertidae. Gene Ontology annotation, cellular component: fibrinogen complex. The record is from RefSeq and is a predicted model, not a curated record. Gene Ontology annotation, biological process: protein polymerization; blood coagulation; platelet activation.